AUGGUCUCUCUUUGGCCGCGCCGGGCAUGCCGCUUGGUCCGCGGCAUGUGGUCCGAGGCAGUUGGCACACUGCUCGGGGGGCAGUGCAACUGUCACUGGCGUGGGAAGCUGUUCGUUGUCACGGCGAGGGACUCGGAUGCUGACCGGCGUGAGUCCCGUCUGGUUGUUUAUUUCGUCACGGACGGCAGCGUCGUAGUUCAGUUCGUUUCCGUAAAGGUCGGUAAGUCUUCGAGGGCAGUUGUCUACGGCAUAAGUGUACCAUUUCUGGCUGGUCUCAACGGCCGUUGCGCCGAGAUCAUCGGCCUAUUCGGCUUGGCGUUCUACAAGCAGAUCGCGGGUGAGUUUGUCUGCGGCGCGAAUGGCCCAUCCGGUGUUCACUUGGAAGACUUGCGGGAUUCGAUUGAGCUCAAGGCCCGUCUUGCUGGCUACAUGAGCUCGGAUGGCGUAGCCGAUGUGGUUUCUGGCCGGAGCGUCGGCUUCAAUCAAGGCGGACGAAGACCCGGAGGUCUUCUCGAGGUGGCGCGGGCACUGGUGGUCGUUGCCCUUGGCGAUGAGUGGCAGCAGGUUUGUGUUAUGGGUGGGCAGUGUUUGUGGUGGGCAGUAUGCACAAUCGGUGUUGGCCAGAGUUUGUUUCCAAAAUUCGAGGAAGCUACUGGAGAAGUGCUUGGCGAAGUCGCGUUCCGGCCCGGUAGUAAAUUACUUGGCCGCCUCGGCCGGCCCAGUAGUAAAUUCCUUGGCGGCCUCGUUGAAGUGUUCGGAAGACCCUGA
This is a messenger RNA of Metarhizium robertsii ARSEF 23, 768 nucleotides long. RefSeq lists its product as uncharacterized. The coding region runs from base 1 to 768 and encodes 255 amino acids. NCBI's taxonomy places the organism in Eukaryota, Fungi, Ascomycota, Sordariomycetes, Hypocreales, Clavicipitaceae. The transcript has 3 exons. The record is from RefSeq and is a predicted model, not a curated record.